CCCCGCCCCCUCUCCAUGCAGGCGACGCCGAGUGAGGCUGAGGCUUCGGGCCAAUCGCCGCGGAGCUGCGUGUCGGCCGCGCACUCUGAUUGGACAUCUGGGAAGCCUGUCAGCUUAUUGGCCCCGUUGAUCCCGCCCCGUAGCUCAGGGCAGCCUUUACCCUUUGGCCCCAGCGGGCGCCAGCCACUCAGAUCGCUUCUUGUUGGUAUGUGUAGCGGCAGUGGCCGCCGGCGGAGCAGUCUGAGCCCGACGAUGAGGCCGGGAACGGGAGCUGAGCGUGGAGGCCUCAUGGUGAGUGAAAUGGAAAGCCAUCCUCCUUCGCGGGGUGCCGGGGACGGGGAGCGGAGAUUGUCCGGCUCGAGCUUGUGCUCCAACUCUUGGGUCUCUGCUGACGGCUUCCUGAGGAGACGGCCCUCGAUGGGGCACCCUGGCAUGCAUUAUUCACCAAUGGGAAUGCACCCUAUGGGUCAGAGAGCAAAUAUGCCUCCUGUACCUCAUGGAAUGAUGCCACAAAUGAUGCCUCCUAUGGGAGGACCACCAAUGGGACAAAUGCCUGGAAUGAUGUCUUCAGUAAUGCCAGGAAUGAUGAUGUCUCAUAUGUCUCAGGCAUCCAUGCAACCUGCCUUACCGCCAGGAGUAAAUAGUAUGGAUGUAGCAGCAGGUGCAGCAUCUGGUGCAAAAUCAUUGUGGACAGAACAUAAAUCACCGGAUGGAAGGACGUACUAUUAUAAUACUGAAACAAAGCAGUCUACAUGGGAGAAACCAGAUGAUCUUAAGACACCAGCUGAGCAACUGUUAUCUAAAUGUCCAUGGAAGGAGUACAAAUCUGAUUCUGGAAAGCCUUAUUACUAUAAUUCUCAAACAAAAGAGUCUCGCUGGGCCAAACCGAAAGAACUUGAGGACCUUGAAGGAUACCAGAAUACCAUUGUUGCUGGAGGUCUUAUUACAAAAUCAAACCUGCAUGCCAUGAUCAAAGCUGAAGAAAGCAGCAAGCAAGAAGAAUGUACCACAACCUCAACAGCCCCAGUUCCUACAACAGAAAUCCCUACCACUAUGAGCACCAUGGCGGCUGCUGAAGCAGCAGCUGCUGUUGUUGCCGCUGCAGCAGCAGCAGCCGCAGCCGCAGCUGCAGCUAAUGCCAGUGCCUCCACUCCUACUACUAAUACUGUCGGAACUGUUCCAGCUGUUCCUGAGCCUGAAGUUACUUCCAUUGUUGCCACUGUUGUAGAUAAUGAAAGUACAGUGACUAUAUCAACUGAGGAACAAGCACAACUUACUAACACCACUGCUGCUCAAGAUGUGAGUGUUGACAUUUCCAGUAAUACUGAAGAGGCAUCCAAACAGGACACUGCAGCUGAUUUUACUCCUAAAAAAGAAGAGGAGGAGAGCCAACCAGCAAAGAAAACGUACACCUGGAAUACUAAGGAGGAGGCAAAGCAAGCUUUUAAAGAGUUACUGAAAGAAAAGCGUGUACCCUCCAAUGCUUCGUGGGAGCAAGCUAUGAAAAUGAUCAUUAAUGAUCCACGGUACAGUGCUUUAGCAAAAUUGAGUGAGAAAAAGCAGGCUUUUAAUGCUUAUAAGGUCCAGACAGAGAAAGAAGAAAAAGAAGAAGCAAGAUCAAAAUAUAAAGAGGCUAAGGAAUCCUUUCAGCGUUUUCUUGAAAAUCAUGAGAAAAUGACUUCCACAACCAGAUACAAAAAAGCUGAGCAAAUGUUUGGCGAGUUGGAAGUCUGGAAUGCAAUAUCAGAGCGUGACCGCCUCGAAAUCUAUGAAGAUGUUUUAUUCUUCUUGUCAAAAAAAGAAAAGGAGCAAGCAAAGCAAUUACGUAAGAGAAAUUGGGAAGCCUUAAAGAACAUACUGGACAACAUGGCUAAUGUAACAUAUUCUACUACUUGGUCUGAAGCCCAGCAGUAUCUGAUGGAUAAUCCAACUUUUGCAGAGGAUGAAGAAUUACAGAACAUGGAUAAAGAAGACGCAUUGAUUUGCUUUGAGGAACACAUCCGGGCUUUAGAAAAGGAAGAGGAAGAAGAAAAACAGAAGAGUUUAUUGAGAGAAAGGAGACGACAACGUAAAAAUAGGGAAUCUUUUCAGAUAUUUUUAGAUGAAUUGCACGAACAUGGACAGCUACAUUCUAUGUCCUCUUGGAUGGAAUUGUAUCCAACUAUUAGUUCUGACAUUAGAUUCACUAACAUGCUGGGUCAGCCUGUUUUUUCGUUAGGAUCAACUGCACUUGAUCUUUUCAAGUUUUAUGUUGAGGAUCUUAAAGCACGCUAUCAUGAUGAAAAAAAGAUAAUAAAGGACAUUCUAAAGGAUAAAGGAUUUGUAGUUGAAGUAAAUACAACUUUUGAAGAUUUUGUGGCAAUAAUCAGUUCAACUAAAAGAUCAACUACUUUGGAUGCUGGGAACAUCAAGUUAGCUUUCAAUAGUCUACUAGAAAAGGCAGAAGCCCGUGAACGGGAAAGAGAAAAAGAGGAAGCUCGGAAGAUGAAACGAAAAGAGUCUGCAUUUAAGAGUAUGUUGAAGCAAGCUGCUCCUCCAAUAGAGCUGGAUGCUGUCUGGGAAGAUAUCCGGGAGAGAUUUGUAAAAGAGCCAGCAUUUGAAGACAUAACUCUAGAGUCUGAAAGAAAAAGAAUAUUUAAAGAUUUCAUGCAUGUGCUUGAGCAUGAAUGUCAACAUCAUCAUUCAAAAAACAAGAAACAUUCUAAAAAGUCUAAAAAACAUCACAGGAAACGUUCUCGCUCUCGAUCGGGGUCAGAUUCAGAUGAUGAUGACAGCCAUUCAAAGAAAAAAAGACAGCGUUCCGAGUCCCAUUCUGGUUCAGAACACUCUUCUAGCGCAGAGUCUGAGAGAAGUUAUAAGAAAUCAAAAAAACAUAAGAAAAAAAGCAAGAAGAGGAGACAUAAAUCUGACUCUCCAGAAUCAGAUACUGAGCGAGAGAAAGAUAAAAAAGAAAAAGACCGGGAAAGUGAAAAAGACAGAACUAGGCAAAGAUCAGAAUCAAAACACAAAUCACCUAAGAAAAAGACUGGAAAGGAUUCUGGUAAUUGGGAUACUUCUGGCAGUGAACUGAGUGAAGGGGAAUUAGAAAAGCGCCGAAGAACCCUUUUGGAGCAACUGGAUGAUGAUCAAUAAAUUAUACCAAAUAUAUGUUUAUAAUAUGAUUUAAAGUCUAAUUCAGACCAGGGACUAUUUUAAGUUCAAUUUACAUAACACUGGGUUUUAAUUGUAUCACAGGAAAAGUGCAUUUAAGUAUUGUUAUUGUGGACUUUAUAAAAGCAAAGGAAAAUGAAAAUAACAUUUGAUUCUGUAUCAAGAAUCAUAUUUUCCUACGGUCAUAACUGUCUUUCUGUGACCCUUUCAUAGGGCACUGCAGGAUGGAUGGAUUAAAGGUGGCAAUUCACUGAUAACCGCAGAUGUCUCCACUUUGUUCUAAAGUCUAAGUCAUGAGCUGAUUUGAUUUACUUUAUAGAUUUCAAAAAUACAAUGAGAAUUUUUUUUUUGAUAAUGUAGUACAAAAAAAGCACCAGCAACCAAUAAAACUGCUUUUUUGUGCACUACCCAACUGCUUAAAGCCAGUAAGAUCUUUGAUGAUGAGCUCUUAAAAUGACAGGUGUUUUUGAUGGAAAUCCAGUCAACCCUUAAAUAUAGUGGUGCUAAUAAGCACUGCUGUAAUAGCCACCAUUGUUUUUUAUAGAACAUCUGAACACAUUUUUUAAAAGGCUAUUUGAGGGCAUUAUUUUAAGCAUCUAUUUUGAGGUGAUGUUUCAAAAAGUUAACAUCAAAUCAAAUUGUAAAUGAGUUUAAAUAUAUUGCCUUAAGGACCUGUUAAAGAAUGUGCCACCGAACUGAGUGAUAGUUGAAAUAUCCUUGUCUAAAAAAAAAAAAGAUAUCAAUGUUGACUUAAACAUUUUCUUUAUACAGCUGUCUUGAUUUAAAAAAAAAAAAGUCUUUCUCUUGCGCUUUUUUUUUCCCCCGCUGAUGAGGUCUUUUACCUUCCCUACUCACUGAGAAGUAUUGACUUCAUGGUACAUUCUAAAGCAUUUCUGAUUUGAAUAUUUUUGUACAUUUUUAUCAAUUAUUAAACCUUCUCUUCUAGUGUGUACUAGUAUUUAUUUCUAAUGAAAGUGUUUAGCUCUAAAGAAACUGUAUGAACAUUUGAAAGAAAAUACCUGAAAUUUUGCUAAUAACCCACAAUAGCUAGUUUACUUUCCCUUUUUUAAGAUUAUAAAUCAGUAUAUUUGAUUUCCCUUCAUUUUUCACUUGUUUCUUAUGGAAUAUUUUGGUGAGACAAUAGCUUAAAGAUAGACUAUUCUUUACAUGCUAACUUUUGAAGGUUGGUAAUAUCACCAUUUUCCUUCAGUGCAGGAAGCUUUUCUUUAAGUGUUAGCACUCUUGGAUAUCAUCUUAGGGAACUAUCCUUAUUCUUUUCAUUUGGACAUGCUGAGUUUCCCUAGUUCAAGUUGAGAUUUAGAACAUAACAUUGUUUCCUUGGCCUUUUUAGUGAAUCUGAACAUGAGACAAACCAGUGCAGCUCUUUCCCAACUUGCCCAGUGUUGUGAUUAAAUCUUGCGGCCAUUGUGUAAAGGCUUAGAGCAGUGUGAUUUUUUUUCUAAAUUUGCCACCAUGUCAUUUCUGUUAGGAACUAUGGCAUGACUUUGCAGGGGAAAAAAAAUCAUCUUGGAGAAAAUGUAAUCAAAAAUUGUUUGCUUGAGAUUAGUCCCCAACUAUGUUAGUCAAAACACAUUACAACUUGGGCAACAGAAUUACCUUGAAUUAAUUUUUAUGGUCCUGUUGCAACGAGAGUUAAGAUUGCUACUCAUGUAAAGCACUUGCUGUGGAAGUCUAAAUCGUGCAUUGGGAUACACUGCUGUUUCACAAGAGACAUUAGAAUCUGUAAAACAUGUUUUAUUUACUUCAUGGUGGUGAUUUUUAAAAGUACAACUUUAGUCUUUUCAAAUCUUCUAAUCCCUAUAAGAUGAUAUAAAUUAUUAAUUACACCUGUAGUUUAACCAUGCAAAUUAUUUGACACAAAGAUAUAGAAGCAAGGUGAAGGUGACUGGAAAUGUAGCCACCUUUGCCGUAAAAGAUGUGAAUCAAGUGUGUGAUCCCUCAUCUACUUUUGAUGGUUCCAUCAAAUGUACUGGAGUUAUCAGAAAGAUACUUUCUCUGAAGGUAUAAGUAAUGGCAAGAUACUGAAUUGUCUGUGGGCCUUUUUUUUUACUUGUUUUUAAAUCAUCAGUUUGAAACAUGCUGAAAGAAACUUCUUAAAAUUAUUGGUUCAAUAAGAAUUGGUCAAAUAUGUUCAAUCAGAAAAAAGAAAAGGGCAUUUAAGACUUGAAAGAAAAUGUUUGAAGCUUAUUUUCCCUCAGUAUCCCUAAUAUUUGACAUUCACCAAUAUCAGGACCUCAGAUAUUUAACAUUCUUCCAUUCUAUUCAUUCCAUGAUUUCCACAUUAGGAAAAUUUGAAUUUGUGAGAGAAAUUAGAUAAUGCAGCCGAUUAAGCAUAAGGAUUAUUUGCAAUUUUCCUAAGUGAAUUUAAAUCAGUGGUUCCAUCACUUUUUCAAUAUGUAAAAAUAUUUUCUGUGCCUCUCAGUAAAUUUGAUAGACUAGUCAGUUUUUUUUAUCUUUUGGCUUUUGCUUAGUUGGGCUUGAUGCUGGAUAGCUACAAAAUGAAAAAGGAUAAUCCUAGAGUUGAUUCAGAAUUGUAAGUCGAUGAAAUUAAUACCUGGAAAGACUGUAUACGUUUUUAUAUAACCAUUGUAGCUUCGACUUACAGUACAUAGUCUUCAGUUAUUAACCACUUGAAGUAUUUCCUAAAUUCUGGUUUUAUUGUAGUUCUGACAGUCUGGCUAAGCAAUUUUUCUUUAUUUUAUGCCCAGAAAAGAGCAGCCACAUUGCAUUUUUUUAAAAUUAAGUUUACAUGCUAUUUAAGAGCUAUUUAUAAUCAAAUAGGUAAGUGAAUGGAGAAUGCCUUUAUAGUAUUGUAUAUUAUGUAAUUUAAAUGUAAACUUUAAAAAUUUUCAAGAUUUAUUGACAAUAUACUAUAAUCAUAAUCCCCUUCCAGUUACUGCCCCAUCCAAAUCGCCCCUCCACAGAAUCCCUUCUUUCCAAUUAGUCUCUCUUCCAUUUUAUGCCAUUAUUUUUUCCCCUCCUGUUAUGCUGGUCUUGUGUGGGUAGCGUGAGCCACUGUGAGGUCAUGAAUAUCAAGGCAACUUUGUGUUUGGAUGACUUAAAGAUAUUUUAAACUGAUCAUUUCUUAAUGCACACAAUGCCAAGUAUACAGUUCCCUUUAAUGUAUUUUCCUCCCUUUGGGUAUGUAUCUCCGUACCAAAUGGAUUUUAACCAGCCUUGAUUCAAUGGUAGUCAUAAAUUAGUUGGCAGGGAUUUUUCUAUUUCAUUCAUUGUUAUCCCGUGACCUAGGUGCCUGGCAUAUAGUGGGCACUUAAUGAAUGCAAAACAUUAGUUAACAUCCAUCACCAUAGUGCCCGUCUUCCUCAUUAAAGGACUUGAGAAGGCACCAUUGCCAUAAACCAUAUGAACCCAGAACUGAAGACACAGUCAUUAAGUACAUUGAGUACACCUUAAAUAUCCAAAACUGUCUUAAUGAGAACAUGCAACUUAAAUUUUAAGGUAAAAACACGUCAGGCUGUUUAUAAAUAGGAAUGGGUCAUAUUAACAUGAUAGGCACUCCACUUAUUGAAGCUGGCUUAAAUGUGAGAUGGGAAAUGGAAGGUGAUUUUUGUUAGACACUUUUAGCCCUUCAUUGUAGUUUUUACUUGUGCUGAAGUUUGCCAUAUAGAAUCAGAACUCACUUGUUCUCCUCAGUGGGAUCUAGUGCAAGGCAUGACACUUAGUGACUGAUAGCUGAUCUUUAAUUUGGUGGCAAUUACCCUAGAUGAUUACCAUCCCAAACCUUUCAGUCUUGACUGAUCAGAUUCAAGCAAAGCCAUUGCUUCAUGCUAUUUUCUGAAAGGUGAGUAAUGAGACAAGGCUUCUAUUUUCUGUGUUUCCAAUCACAAGAUUUUUACUUGUUUGUAUGUUAUUCUGUUGUAAAGAACCUUAUAGCUGUAUAAAGUCAAGACCUUUUGUAAAUAGAAAAAAAUGAUAUAUUUUACUACAUACCGUGGAUUUCUGUCAACAUUUUUAAGCCUCCCUCAUGCAGAAGUACUCUGCUGUGAGUUGUUGAAAUGCCCACACCCUGUUUUCUUACCAAAAUACUUUAAAAGUUCAACUUCACCCUCUCCCUCACAAUAAACACAUCCAUCAUGCAUGUUCUUUCAUUGUUUUCUUGGGAAUAGAUGUUGGCUUUUAAGAGAUGGAAAGUUAAAUCCUUUUGUAUGAAACUGCUCAUAAAAUUCACCUUUGUAGAUAUUUCGAAUAAAAACUUUUUAAAAGCCCA
Messenger RNA from Jaculus jaculus (lesser Egyptian jerboa), 7399 nucleotides. It is a transcript of the gene Prpf40a, whose product is annotated as pre-mRNA processing factor 40 homolog A. The transcript has 26 exons. Gene Ontology annotation, molecular function: protein binding; RNA binding. Gene Ontology annotation, cellular component: U2-type prespliceosome; U1 snRNP. Bases 16 to 3132 code for a protein of 1038 amino acids. Gene Ontology annotation, biological process: mRNA cis splicing, via spliceosome. NCBI's taxonomy places the organism in Eukaryota, Metazoa, Chordata, Mammalia, Rodentia, Dipodidae. The record is from RefSeq and is a predicted model, not a curated record.